AUGCAUCGUCUGAAAUAUAUUGGAGAGUUGAGAAAAAAAGUUUCAAGAUCCGAAGUGUUUUCAGGCAUUGAGGAGUUUGAAAAAAAGUUGGAGCAUACCGAAACCAAUAAAGAACCACAACUGGAAAAAGCAUCUGUGCCAGUCAAUGCUAAUACAUCAGUCACCUCAAUAGAAAAACUAGAAAAGGAAAGUUCGAACACAAGAGAUGCCAACUCUUAUCUUAAAAAGAUAAAAGCUAAAAGAAGUGAAGAGCAUGCAAGUAGAAAGGAGAAGGAGCAAAGAAGAAGAAAAGUUCUAAUGGAACAACAACAGGUGUUUAAAGACUUAGAAGAAUCCAGAAGAAGAGAGGUACUACUGGAAAAAUUAAUGAAAAAAUCUAUGGAGGAAAGACAGUUAGCCAAAGAGUUAAACGAAAUUAAACAAUUAAAACAGGUGAUGAAGGAAAAUAGAGAAAUAAGAGAAAAACAAUAUGCUGAAAGAAGAAGAAAAGAUUUUGAAGAGAAGCAAAGAAGAGAAACUGACCUUAUGGAAAAGGAAAAGGAGGAAAGAAAAAUCAAAAAGAGGGAGUUAAUUGAAAAGCACAAACUAUUGUUGGAAGAGAAGUCGAAACAAAAAAGAGAAAAACAUUGGAAUAUUUGCUUUGAGAUUUCUAAUCAGAUCAUUGAUUUAUCAUUUAAAGAAAUUGAAUAUGCUGAAACAACAGAAGGAGAAAAGCCAACAACAGCAGAGAUUCUUGAAUGGAGAAAAAUGUUCGUAAAGGGUGUCUAUGAUGAUGAAUCCACAAAGGAAGAUGAUGCUGAGCUCGAACAGUCUAGAGAAAUGGAACAAAGUCUUCAAACACAUGAAACUGUUGAUUUAGAUGUGAUUGAUAUGGCAGAAUUUAAGGAUUAUUUAUCAUGUAAGGGAGUUUGGAAAGAAUCUUCUGAUGAAACAGAAAAGGUAUCCAACUUUAUCAAAGAUGUAGUCUCAAAACUUCACGAUAAGAUUCAUCCUCUACCUUCACCAAAGACUGAACCUGUUCUCAAGAGCAAAUAUUCAUAUAAUGUAAUUUUGACAGGAAAACCAAUGAGCGGGAAAUCAACUGUUUGCAAAAAAAUAGCAUCUCAACUUUCUCUCUUUCACAUCAAUACAGAGGCUAUUUUAAAAUCACUCCUGGAUGGGGAGAACAAGUCAUCAGAGUAUUCAGAAAUUGCUAAUAGAGCUAGAGCCUGUUUGUUGGAUGGUAGGGAAAUAGAUGAAGAAAUAAUAGUUGACUUGAUAUUAUUGGAGAUAGAAAAAGUUGAAAAAAUAGAAAAUACAACAUACCAAGGGUGGUUGAUAGAAGGUUAUCCAUUGACUCUGGAGGCAGCAAAAAUUUUAGAGAGAAGAAUAUCAGGAUACACACCAUCUGUGGAGGAAUUUGUUGGGACAGAUUCUGAAGUCAAGCUGAACUCUGUUAUUCUAAAUCAAAAUAGUUGCAAGAAGUCUGAUGAAGAGCUUAUGAAGCGUUUAGUACCAUUCCAGGCAUUCACAUCUGUAAUAUUUAUUGAUGUUGAAGAUGAAUUAGUUUUCGAACGAUUGGCAGACCAAAAAGUGGAUCCUCUUACUGGAACUGUUUACCACAUGAUUUACUCACCACCUGAGAGUGUGGACAUUUCUACAAGACUUGUACCAAUUGAUGAACAUGUAAGAUUGGACAAGGCUCAAAUUAAUUCCCAACUGGUUUCGUUUGCUAAAUCAAAGCGUGAACUAAUGAAUUGGUAUAAGAAAUUUGAAAAUGUGUUUGAAGCAAAAGAAAACAGUAUUGAUGAUUUGGUAAAAGAAUGUUCCAAUAUUAUUACUAAUCACAAGAGAGAACCAUUCCAAAACCACAUUCAAACGGAACCAGAAAAUUCAGAAAUAGAGCAAAGUGGUGGACCUGAAAAAAAAGAACUCGAUGUUGAAUUUUGCAAGUUAUUCUUGAGUGAGUGGAUGUCAAUAGAACAAAAUUAUGUGGGCAGCUGCAAAUUGGUGUUUAGGAAUUUGAGAGAUUUUAGAAAGUCAUUCUUUAAGCAAUUUUCAGAUCUCAAAGAGCAAUUCAUGAACUUUUUACUUAGACCAGACGACAAACAAGUGUAUAUCACUCAAUUCCAGAAUGACUUCAACAGAUUACCAUUAGAACUUAGGAGUAAUUCUCAAGUGAAAGAUGAGCUUCAUAGAAGGUCUGAAGAUCUCAAGGAAACUCUUUGGACUCUAUGUGACGAGAAAAAGUUAGAGGCAGAAAAGGAAUUAGAAGAGCACCAGAAAGAAUCAUGGUUAAAAACACACAAAAAAGCUGUCACACGCCAAUACAUGCAACUCAUUCAAUUGGAGCUUAACAGAUUUAUAGAACAGAGCAAGUUUUUAUUUGAUUAUUUUGUUGAACAAUACUUUUCUAACGAUUUAAGCAUUGGUGCAACAAUUGAUCUAAAGAAAACUUUAUCUGCCCCAAUUCUUUCUGUAAAUAUUGAGGAGUUAUUUGUUGAUGUCAUCUCAGGGGCUUCAAACACCAAAUCAACAAACAAAAAGCCAACAAAACCUUCCACGAAUUCCAGCACCAGAUCAAAGAUUGAUCAACAAGACCAAGACCUUAACAUUGAAGAUUGCUUUGAAAGAGCAAAAACUACAUGUGAUACUCUAGAUCUUUUAAUUACACUGCAAAAUUACAUUGAUAAAAACGGGAAAAAGAAAAAGGAGAAAACAAAGGAUCCCUAUGUUGAUAUUCCUUUGGAAGUGAGAGAGUGUAUGGGGAAAGAGAAGGAGAUAUUUUUGAGAAGGAUUACGCUCAUUAAGGAAAGAUGUCUAAAUUCCCUUAAAGACCAACUUGAAUCAAAAUCUAAUCAUAUUUUCGGCACCAUGAGAGAUUGGAUAGGACAACGUUACAGAACCGAUAUGGCAAAUAUUGGUCUCCUUUCCAGAACCAUACAAGAUUUUAUUGAAAAGGAAACUCCUAUAGUUAACGAGAUGAGAAUAGAAGGUAACAAGUGUAUAAUAGAUGAGAGUGUACAGAUGACUAACCCGUUACCAUUGCACUCUACAAGUAGAUCUCAAUUGACUACGCAAGAAGCUCCGGAGACAGUGGUUUCCUUCACUAAAUCAUUCACACCACAUCAAGUAUUUUCAUUAUACGAAAGGCUACAAGCACCAAGUCCUAGCGGAUUUGUUGAGCUAGAAGAGAUUACUACUACACUUUUAAUUCUUAUCGAUUCAACAUUCGGAUCAAUGGAACUGCCAAACCAAUGGUUAGACUAUGACAAUGACAAGGUUAGAGAAAUUACAAAAAGGUUUGAUCCAUUCAAGAAGGGAUAUAUUAAUUGGAGAACAUUUUUAUUAUCUGCUUUAUUUACAUUUUUCCAUCGUCUUCCAACCAUUGAGGAUAUUAGAAAACUCCUUUUAAUAGUUCAUCCGCUUGUGUCAUCUGGAGAAACCAACUUAAAGCAAGAACAAUUUACGGAUCUUUUAAUCAGAUGGAUUGGCGAAACAGGUAUUUCAAGUAAUGAGGAAGAGAUAAUCAAUCAAUUAUUGGAACUCUCACAAAGGGAUUUGAAGUAUUGUCCUAUCUGA
This is a messenger RNA of Naegleria gruberi, 3561 nucleotides long. RefSeq names its product cpc1/kpl2. The record is from RefSeq and is a predicted model, not a curated record. Bases 1 to 3561 code for a protein of 1186 amino acids. NCBI's taxonomy places the organism in Eukaryota, Heterolobosea, Eutetramitea, Acrasida, Naegleriidae. The transcript has 3 exons.